Messenger RNA from Ogataea parapolymorpha DL-1, 1230 nucleotides. RefSeq lists its product as uncharacterized. The transcript has a single exon. Bases 1 to 1230 code for a protein of 409 amino acids. NCBI's taxonomy places the organism in Eukaryota, Fungi, Ascomycota, Pichiomycetes, Pichiales, Pichiaceae. The record is from RefSeq and is a predicted model, not a curated record.
AUGUCUUUGUCUACCAAGUACCAGGUCGAUCCCAAGAUCCCUGCUGUGCUGCCAUUUGAGAAGAUGUACUCCAUCCAGGUAGGUGACCGACUGUUUCGCCUCAGCGGCGCGUCGGUCUCGUUCGACUCACCGUCCUACUUCACCUCUUUUUUUGGCCGCAAGGAAAACGAGAACAAGGUGCUCACUGUUGAUCGUUCUUCUGCCGUGUUUGACAAAAUAUGCUCUCAUUUGCAAGGAUACUGCAUUCGUGCGGACAACGAGUACGAAUUGAUGCAUUUGUACGCGGACGCGACCUACUUCAACCUCCAGAAACUGCUGAAACAGCUCACCGAGGAUUUCUAUUACUGCAACGUGGGCGGCCUUAGUUUCCGGUUCCCGCAGGACCUGGUGGCCGGCGAGGGCAACAGCCCGAACUACUUCACGGUGGCGUACCAAACCACGUUCCAGAGCCCGUAUUUCCGCGGCGAGCUGAAGGACGUGAUCCGCCCGCCGCCACAGAGCCCGAUCGUGAUCAAACGCAGCGCCAAGCUGUUCACCGACCUGCUCAAUGCGCUGUCGACGGGCCGAAUCUGCGUCGACAACGAAAACCAUCGCCGCCAGCUGCUGGCAGAGUGCCGCUACUACAGGUUUCUUGCUCUGGAGCAGAAACUGAUUCCGCACAAAAUCCAAACAAACCCGUUCACCCACUGCGAGGAGAUUGUCAUUGCGCUUGCCGACGUCAAAAAAGACUGUCUCUCGAUCACGUGCGCCGGCCCAGCCGUGUACAAACGGCCCUUCGUGGACGCCAAGGCGCGCGUGCUGGUGCUCCAGAUCGAGUCCGAGGAAGCUAGUCUACUGAUCCACACAGAGCUCUCUUUUGUCAAUCUAUUAUUUACCGGCGCCACCGCGCGCCGUCUGUACACACUGCUGAGCCCACUGGACGGCGACCUGUACGAAUCCACGGUACUAGAGGACGGCAGCGUCCAGGAGAAGCUGCGGAUGUUUGUUUCUCUGGAUGAGUGCUCGUUCACGCUGAACGGCCACGAAACGAAGAAAAACUGGUACAUGGACUUUUUUGCCGGCGGCAGCGAGAACACACAGUCGCUCAACGGCGACGUCAUCGACGUCAAGCUGCUGCGGUCGCAGUGGACCGUCAACUCCAAAGACCAGGGCCGGCUCUGGUUCAACGGCGUGCUGGCCGACGGCGUGUUGGACGUGGCCAACUUCAAUCGCCGCCGCGGCUUCCUGUGA